UUGGUCAUAUAUAGACACAUGUAUAUAUAGUUCUUCCUCCCUGUCCACUUUUUUGGUCUCCACUUACUAUAUAUACACACUUGUGCAAAUAAUUCUUCCUCUCUGCUUUGGUUUUUGGUCUUUGGUCUUUGGUAUCCCAUCAAAACCCCUCCUCUCUCUCUCUCUCAUUCCUGGUCAGGUUGUGGGGUUUCAUUGAAUUGUUGGUUUCAGUCUGGGGUGUUGUUGGCUCCCAAUUCUCAUUGCUUUUUUGGUAUAAAACCAGAGAGUUGAUGAGUUGAUUUUAGGGGGUAGAGAAAAAAAAAACAAAACAAAAAGAUGCACUCAGCAAAUCACUGGGGAGGGUCAUUGGAGAUUAAUGGGGACUCAGGCACAGACGAUGAGAGGAGCAGAAACAUGGAAUGGGAGAGGCAGCAGCAUCUGCAUCAGCAUCGUCAUCUGGAUGAGACCCAACAAAGCUGGCUGUUGGGUCCUCAUCAAGGCAACAGCAAAAAGAAAUAUGUGGACUUGGGGUGCAUCAUGUGCAGCCACAAGGCCUUGAAGUAUACCAUCUGGUCUCUUGUUAUUUCUUUCGUUGUGAUUGCACUGCCCAUCAUCAUUGUCAAAUCCUUGCCCCAGCACAAGUCCCAUCCUCCUCCUCCAGACAAUUACACUCUUGCUCUCCACAAAGCUCUCCUCUUCUUCAAUGCCCAAAAGUCUGGGAAACUGCCUAAGAGCAAUGGUAUUGCAUGGAGGGGGAAUUCAGGGCUAGAGGAUGGGAAAGAUUUGACUGACGUGAAGGGUGGGCUUGUUGGAGGUUACUACGAUGCUGGAGACAAUAUCAAGUUCCAUUUCCCCAUGGCAUAUGCUAUGACAAUGCUGAGUUGGAGUGUGAUCGAAUACAGACACAAGUAUGAGGCCAUUGAUGAGUACAACCAUGUUCGAGACCUCAUUAAGUGGGGGACUGAUUACUUACUCUUGACCUUCAAUUCCUCUGCCUCCCACAUUGACAAAAUUUAUAGCCAGGUUGGAGCCUCGGUAGCUAAUUCUUCAAAACCAGAUGAUCAUUACUGCUGGAUGAAACCAGAGGACAUGGACUAUGAUAGACCAGUCCAGACUGCAAACUCAGGGCCUGACCUUGCUGGGGAAAUGGCAGCAGCCCUGGCAGCCGCAUCUAUAGUGUUUCAGGACAAUACAGCCUACUCCAAAAAGCUCAUCAAAGGUGCUGAAACACUCUUUACCUUUGCCAGGGACUUUGGCAAACGGACGCCAUACUGUCGUGGGAACCCUUACAUAGAACCAUUCUACAACUCCACUGGCUACUUUGAUGAGUACAUGUGGGGUGCUGCAUGGUUGUUCUAUGCCACAGGAAACAAAAGCUACAUCUCCCUGGCAACCAACUCAGGACUGCCCAAGAACUCCAAGGCAUUUUACAUGAUUCCAGACUUGAGUGUGCCCAGUUGGGACAACAAGUUACCAGCCGCCAUGCUGCUGUUGACGAGACUCAGGAUAUUCUUGAGCCCAGGCUACCCUUAUGAGGACAUGUUGAAGAGCUAUCACAAUGUGACUGGUCUUACCAUGUGUUCCUAUCUUCAACAGUUCCAUGUCUUCAAUUGGACUAAAGGAGGAUUGAUUCAAUUGAACCAUGGGAAGCCACAAUCUCUACAGUAUGUGGCCAAUGCUGCCUUCUUGGCAUCUCUUUUUGUUGAUUACAUGAAUGCAACCAGUAUUCCAGGCUGGUACUGUGGCCCCAAUUUCAUUAGAGCAGAAACGCUACGCAGUUUUGCCACCUCUCAGAUCAAGUACAUUCUAGGCGAAAACCCCAUGAAAAUGAGCUACUUGGUGGGCUAUGGAACCAAAUUCCCCAAACAUGUGCAUCACCGUGGAGCAUCCAUACCCAAUGACAACAAGAAGUACUCAUGCACAGGUGGAUGGAAGUGGCGUGAUAGUCGCAACCCAAAUCCUCACAACAUCACAGGAGCCAUGGUUGGAGGGCCUAUUCGGACAGACAAUUUCCAAGAUAUCCGCACCAAUUACAACUACACAGAGCCAACAUUAGCUGGAAAUGCUGGGCUGGUUGCUGCACUUGUGUCCUUGACUAGCAGCGGAGGCAUGAGCAUUGACAAGAACACCAUAUUCUCAGCAGUUCCACCAUUCUAUCCACCAAGCCCACCACCUCCAGCGCCUUGGAAGCCUUGAGAUGCCAGCUAUUGUCUGAUGAUGUUUAUAGCCGGAGAUGUUCAUUACAUACAAGCACCCUGAAGUUGUGGCCUUCAGUCUCUUGGUUGUACAAAGACAAUCAAUAUGUUUAAUCUUGUGGGACUUCCUUGGAGUCAAAAAACAUUAUUGCAUAACACCUUUUUAGUGAUAUCAUGCACACACAGAGGCCAGGUUUGACCUGUUAGCCAUACGCUCAUCUA
This is a messenger RNA of Vitis riparia (riverbank grape), 2396 nucleotides long. Its product is annotated as endoglucanase 12. The transcript has 5 exons. NCBI's taxonomy places the organism in Eukaryota, Viridiplantae, Streptophyta, Magnoliopsida, Vitales, Vitaceae. The record is from RefSeq and is a predicted model, not a curated record. Gene Ontology annotation, molecular function: hydrolase activity, hydrolyzing O-glycosyl compounds. Gene Ontology annotation, biological process: carbohydrate metabolic process. The coding region runs from base 316 to 2175 and encodes 619 amino acids.